Messenger RNA from Xiphias gladius (swordfish), 831 nucleotides. It is a transcript of the gene cldn23.1, whose product is annotated as claudin 23.1. NCBI's taxonomy places the organism in Eukaryota, Metazoa, Chordata, Actinopteri, Istiophoriformes, Xiphiidae. Gene Ontology annotation, biological process: cell adhesion; bicellular tight junction assembly. Gene Ontology annotation, molecular function: structural molecule activity. The record is from RefSeq and is a predicted model, not a curated record. Gene Ontology annotation, cellular component: bicellular tight junction; plasma membrane. The coding region runs from base 1 to 831 and encodes 276 amino acids. The transcript has a single exon.
AUGCAUAGGCGGUCAACGGAGGAGUGGAUCCGGUUGUCCUUGCGCACCCCGGGCAUCCUCAUCUUCGGGAUGGUCAUGGCUCCCUGCGGCUGGGUCCUGGACCUGACCGCCACCGUCGCCCCGAACUGGAGGACACUCCACGAGAUCCCCGACACCCCGCCGGACCAGUUCGUCCAGCAAGGCAUCUGGGACAUCUGCAGGACCACCACGGUCUCCACGAGACCGGACUGUAACCUGGAGGACUCCACAUACUUCGGCAACGAGAUCAUCCGGGUCGCCCAGGGUCUGAUGGUAGCCUCCCUCAUCGUGACUCUAAUCGGUCUGGCCGUGGCCAUCCCGGGGGUCCGCUGCUGGAAAGACAGGCCCAACUGGAUAGUGGCCGGCCUGGGCGGACUGUUGAUCUUCCUCUCGGGCGUCAUGACCAUCAUACCCAUCGCCUGGUACACCCACAUCCUCCCCAACAUCACCACGAAGUCCCCGCUCGUAGACGUGCGCGUCGGCUACUGCAUCAUCCUGGGAUACAUCGGCGGGAUAUUUGAAGUCCUGGGCGGCGUCGUCAUGUUCAUCGGCAUCUGCCGUUGCUGCGGAGGAAAGAACCGCGGGGAGAGCCGGGUCGAGGAGGUCAUGGGCACCCGGUUCAGUCACCAGAAGCCGCCGCCCAGGCUCGUCAACGUGCCGAGCCUGAGCCGGCCCAGGACCAGCGACAACAGCAGCGUCCCAUACUCCAAGGACUCCAUAGAUGAUGAUGUGUCCUUCCCCCGGGCCAAGAGCCCCGCCGGUCGGUCGGGCAACACCUCCUACGGCGGUAGACCCUACGAUGCGGACCUAUGA